Molecule: messenger RNA, 1923 nt
Organism: Ostrea edulis (European flat oyster)
Lineage: Eukaryota; Metazoa; Mollusca; Bivalvia; Ostreida; Ostreidae
Exons: 1
Coding region: 1-1923 (640 amino acids)
Source: RefSeq, a predicted model, not a curated record
AUGAACAGAAACUACAAACAUGUGAAAGCGAGGUUCCCAAACUGCCCGCCGUGUCGAUGUGACGAUCUAUGUUUCAUCGAUGGAAAUUGCUGUCCCGAUAAGUAUUUCAAUGCAAGAAAUGAACUCCGGUCCGUAUACUUGUCGGACAAAAUGAAGGAAGAGGACGAUAUAAAGAUGAAUUUUAUCGAUAAAUGUCCAGAUGGCGCACCCGCAAAAGAGCAACAGGAAUGUGAGAAAGACCUUACUCAGUUAGAGCGGUUGUUUUUACCGCCGUGUACGUCAUCCAUAGGUAAGAAAAUCUACUGGAACAAGCACUGUGCUUUGUGUCAUAAGGAACGGGAGGAGACACUGGACUUUUGGGGCUUGUACGUGAGCCGUGACUGCAGCGAACAAUUGUUUUAUCUGAGCUCAUGGGAAGAAAUCCUAACAUAUACAGAAUCGUCAGGUUGUGUGAUGCGCUACAAUCCCCCGGGACAGAUUCCCUCUUUAUCCCCUUACGAUGACGUAUCAGACCACUGCAAAGACGGAAGCGACGGGGACAUCACCAAUGCAUGUAUGUCCAGCUAUAAUGUGAAAUACAGAAGCUUUAGAAAUAUUUUUUGCGCCAUGUGUAACCCGUUUUCAGAUCUUGAUAGAGCGGCCUUCAUUUCCUCCUGUCAUUACAAUGGCCCGUCCCCGUCUCAGACAGAUUCAGAGUGGCAGACAUUGAAGUUUCUGUGUUACAGUUCCGAACUUUCCAGUCUCACUUACCCGUACAAAAACGUAUUUUGUUAUAUGUGCAAUGUGCGCUUUUCAGCACGACAAAAGGUUGAAGAAAACGUGGCACAUUAUGCUGAUGGCACUCUCACUGUGCGACACAGUUUACAUGGGGUGGGAAGAUAUGCGUUUAAUGUUUACAUUACAGAAGUAAACAUUGAUAAUCUUACCUGGAUAUAUGACGAUAUUAAAUCUGUAGUUAGAGAUAUUGAGUUGAACAAUUUGAGUGAAAGAGACUUGCGUCCGUAUGGUGAACGUUCUCUGAACAUUAGUCACCUGGCACGAGUUUAUUACGCUUCGCUAGGUGCUCACUUCUGUGACAUUUCCAUAGUAAACGAUGCAUCACCUGUAUAUGGAAUGUGUGCAUGCGAUCCAUCAUGUAUCUUUGGGAGAGGCGAAAUAUGCUGUUUUGAGACAAUGGUGAAGACGCCAUACACUUGCCUACAGACAUACGAUGGAAACAGUUACCUUGUAAUCAACGGUUGUAGCGAUGAAAAGCUGAAGUCCCGAGAUCCAAUGAAAUACACAGCUAUGGAACACCUGUGUAACACUGAACUAGAUUUCCCAGUUGUGAUUAAUAAGGUGUCGUAUCGAAAUAUAUUCUGCUUGUUAUGUAACGAGCAUACUUUCGCCGCAGCUACACCCUGGAGCUUUAUACUGCGAUGUCAAGCAGAAAUACCUCUGUUAUAUCACAUGACUAUAAUUCCAAAUAUAAUCAAAGAAGCUAGGAAGCGAAGAUGUAUAGUAGAUUUCGAUACGUCAAUGGCCUACCGGUGUUCAAAUGAAUUUACUCAAUGUACAUAUUUCGACGACCAAAAUAUUGUUGAAGUUUGCGAGCAUACCGGCUUCAAGUUUCUCAAACGUGGGGUGGAGUUCUGUGAUAUGUGUAGACAGCCGCCCCUCACACGGAAGUCGAACUGCACUCCGGAGAGUCCGUAUUACAGUCCCGAUUUACAAUCUAAGUGCGCGGAAUUUCCGGAGGUCAACCAUUACGAAUUUGGAGAUUAUAAAAACGUUUUCUGUUUCAAAUGUAACGUUUUACGUGUUUCAUAUCCUGUUGACACUCAGGAAAAGGGAACUAAACACCCAUUUAUAGAAAUCGAAAGACCCAUGCAACUCAUACUAUCAAACCCAGCAAAACAAAUGCAGGUACAUCUCUUAAUCUAG